Molecule: messenger RNA, 2986 nt
Organism: Salmo salar (Atlantic salmon)
Lineage: Eukaryota; Metazoa; Chordata; Actinopteri; Salmoniformes; Salmonidae
Gene: acpl2
Product: acid phosphatase-like 2
Biological process (GO): glycosaminoglycan biosynthetic process; chondroitin sulfate proteoglycan biosynthetic process; dephosphorylation
Cellular component (GO): Golgi apparatus
Molecular function (GO): phosphatase activity
Source: RefSeq, a predicted model, not a curated record
GUGUGUGUGUUUGUCGGUGAGUGUGUGUGCGGGGAGAGGGGGACCAGUUCAGUGAAUGGGUUCCAGUGUGUGUGUUUGUCGGUGAGUGUGUGUGCGGGGAGAGGGGGACCAGUUCAGUGAAUGGGUUCCAGUGUGUGUGUUUGUCGGUGAGUGUGUGUGCGGGGAGAGGGGGACCAGUUCAGUGAAUGGGUUCCAGUGUGUGUGUUUGUCGGUGAGUGUGUGUGCGGGGAGAGGGGGACCAGUUCAGUGAAUGGGUUCCAGUGUGUGUGUUUGUCGGUGAGUGUGUGUGCGGGGAGAGGGGGACCAGUUCAGUGAAUGGGUUCCAGUGUGUGUCUGGCCCUCUAUCCAGUGAGCAGAUCUCAGAAUGCUCUCCUUCGCUCACACACACCUCAUCCUCCUCUUCCUCUUCACCGUGCACCUAAUCCCCACUACGCCCAUGGGUGAGGAGCGCCCCUCCCAGGGUCAAGUUCAGGGCCAGAGCAGGAAGAGAGUGAUCCCUGUCCCCCACACAGAGGAUCCUGAUCCAGACCCCAUCUCUGAGGCUUAUGGCUACUGCAACACCCCCAACCGCUCUGAACAGGCCUGGGAGGGACACAGCCCUGUGGACUACAAGCUGCUGUCUGUCCAGGUGAUGAUUCGCCAUGGCGACCGUUACCCCCUUUACGCCAUCCCCAAAACCAAGCGGCCUGCCAUCGACUGCACCCUGUCCCCAAAGAGGAAGCCCUCCCACCCCCAGCUAAAAUCUUUCAUUGGUCACAUGGCCCAGGGGGGGCAUGGCCGCUGGGAGGGGACUCUCAGCUCGUUGCCCCGUCUCCCUAACCACAGCGCUUGUGAGAUGGGCGAGCUCACUCAGACAGGUGUAGUGCAGCAUUUACGCAAUGGCCAGCUCCUUCGACAAGCCUACAAGCGCCACAAACUCCUCCCGCCCGAUUGGUCGACCAAGCAAGUGUGGGUGGAGACUACGGGCAGGAGCCGCACCCUCCAGAGCGGGAUGGCUCUUCUGUAUGGGUUCCUGCCAGACUUUGACUGGAGCCGUCUUACAGUCCACCACCAGUGGAGCACGUUGUUCUGUGGCUCAGCCUGCGACUGUCCUGCUAGGAACCGCUAUCUGGAGGAGGAGCAGAGGAGACAGUACCGUCUUAGAGUGGCAGACACUGAACUGGAGAGGACCUACGCAGACAUGGCCCGUACGCUAGGUCUGCCCCCGCGCCAGCUCAGAGCUGCCAACCCUAUAGACUCUCUGCUGUGCCACCUGUGCCACGGCCUGUCCUUCCCCUGUGUGGCAGCAGGAAGUGCUCUCGGCAGUGGGGGCUGUCUGACUCUGGCCCAGUUCGCUGUGAUCCGGAGGCAGCAGUUAGAGGAUGAGGUGGACAGGAGGAGGGUGGGACUGUAUCGCUGCUACGCCGUGCUCGCCACACACCCCUACCUCAACCGCACCGCCAACAGGUUGGAGCGUGUCGCCAAGGCCUACGCUCCGGGCCGAAAACCCCGCGCUGGAGGAGAGGAGGUGUUCACCCUGUCCUCGGCUCACGACGUCACCGUGGCGCCGUUACUAAGCGCCCUGGGCUUGGAGGAGGCAUUGUUCCCGAGGUUUGCAGCAAGGGUUGUGUUUGAGUUGUGGAAGAGUCCGCACGCAACGCAGGGACAACGUAAGGGGCAACGGCAGAGCCAGAAUAAGGCUUCUGGGGUGAAAGGGGACAGGUCAAAAGGUGGUAACGGGGGGGACAUGUUUGUGAGGGUUCUGUACAACGGAGAGGACGUAACAUUCCAUACCACCUUCUGUCGCUCACAUGACCGCCAUGCCACACAACCGCUAUGCCCCCUGGGUAACUUCCUGUCUUUCGUCAGGAAAGACAUGUUCAAUGUCCUCAACGCCACGUCCUACCAAGACGCCUGCUACCGACGGACAGGCUGACUGACAAAGGGAUGGAGAGAGAAAAGGAGGAGAGGAAGGGAAUCAUUUAGCUGAUUUUGGAAUUUGUUAAUAGCUCUUUUCCCACUUUGAUGGUAGUGCCCUAUUGAACUAUUUUAAUGUCUUAGAACUUUGACAUUUUUCUAAAGUCAAAAAAACAUUCCUAGAAAGUAUAGAUACUGAUCAUACAUGUCAUGCACACAAACACACUGCAAAAAUACAUAUUUUCACCAACAAAUUCCUAUACACAAACACAUAUACUAUAUACACACUCUUCAUGCCUUCUUGAUCAGAUGUCUUUGUCAAUGAAGUUGGACUUCUAAACUGACAGCCUUGUGGUGUUGACAAUCACACCCAGAUACUUAACCUGCAAAUAUACACAUUUGAACGUUGACCUUUCUACCAUUUUUAAGUUUUUGAAAUGUUUGUAAGGGAAAGACAUUCUGGGGUGAAAGUUAAGGACUCAGACACUUUAUUCACACAUUCCUGCAUUCCAACCGGGAAUGUUGAGAUUACGCUUUUCCCAAAUUCCUGCAUAGAAAGGGAAACAUUGAAAGUGGAAACACGAAUGCUGGAUUAGUUCAUAUAAAAUGUUGAAACUGCCAUUUAUAAUUUGUCUUGAUAUUGUUCUGACAUUUUGAUUAAAAUGGUGCUGGAGACCAAUAGAAUUAGGGUCGGUUUUGCUGUAUAAUUAAUUAUUUUGAGUUUACUGCUAAAAAAAAGAGCUCAGCCACAUACUGUACUUUCAGGCUGAUUUCAAUGUUAAGAAUUAAGUCAUCCCAACAAUUUACACUCAAUGUUUACUCAAUAAUGAAAAUAUUCCACACCUUAGUAAAGGCUAGUUUGUAUGGUACUUAGAUUUCACUGCUGCUGUAAGAUGGUAAUAACAGUUAAUAAAAAUGUCAUCAGUAAUUGUACAUUUUUCCACUACAUGAAGGCAACCAUUUUUCAGUGGCCAUUUUCCAGUUGGGACUAUUUUUAUUAAUGAUGUUCAUACUUUUGAAUAAUUAUAAUGUUUACUGUAAAGCACAUUACACAGUCUGCAAAGAAGUAAUAAAACUUGUUUCCUCACAA